AUUGUGGUCAUUAUUUAACAAUAAAUAUACACAUGAUGUGGAUGAUUGCAUAUUUUUAAACCAGUGGUUAUAUUUUAUUAUAAAAGAAUAUAGUAUUCUAGAUGAUCGUAUUGAUUUUUACCAUGAUGGCAUAGUGAGUAGGCUUACUUCUGAUGAGAAAAAAUAUAUAUGUCAUUAUUAUUCAUAUGAAAAAAAUUAUAAUGAACCAAUAAACAUAAUAAAAUUACAAGUUUUUGAUCUUAAUAUAAAUAUCAUUGAAUAUAUGUUAACGAAUGAAAGUUAUUUAAAUCAUUUAUCUUUUAAAAAUUAUAUCUGUGAAUGUGUUAAUAUAUUUAAAGAAAUGUAUAAAGGAAACUGUCCAUAUAAAGAAGAUGAAGAUAAAAAGCGCAAACAAACUUGUGAUUUCUUAAAUAAUUUUAGUAAAAUAUAUAUGUCUUAUCUUUAUAGCAAAAAGGGCAUAAAAGACAAAAUACCAUUCUUACAUUCUACAGAUGAUGAAUUUUUAGCAGUAUGCCCCAUAGAUAAACUAGAAAUAAGACAAGCACCAGAAUCAGAAUUAGUAUCAGAGUCAGAAGGAAUAUCCGUUAAUGUUGAGCAAUCAGGAAAUACGUUAUUAUUUAAUAGAAAUGCAGUUGUUGGUACAAUAGCUGGAAUGCCUCCAUUUUUAGCUUUAAUAUAUAAGGUUAAUAUAUCGUGCGCUUAA
Messenger RNA from Plasmodium cynomolgi strain B, 703 nucleotides. RefSeq lists its product as hypothetical. The record is from RefSeq and is a predicted model, not a curated record. The transcript has a single exon. The annotation marks the transcript as partial. Lineage: Eukaryota; Apicomplexa; Aconoidasida; Haemosporida; Plasmodiidae.